CCAGUUUUCUCAUCUUUGAAAGGAUAACAGAGAAAAUGUUUAGAAACUUCUGUCAUGAAAGGCGCCAUUUUCGUAAAUUUAAAAUGGAGGAGGAAAUAUUGAGGAAGGUCCUUGGAAAGUUAAAGAAACCAGAUAUACCAUUGUAUUUGGAAAAAUGGGGAUCCAUCAAUGAAAAUGAAAUUCAACAGAAAAUAAAAUUUAGUGCAGCUAAAGGCAACAUCAUAACCAAUAUCGCUGCCAUAUAUAAGAAACACAAGAGAAGGUCAACUCAAGAUGUUGGGAUGCUAGACUUGAUGUAUGUCUCCGAGAACAGCAAGAAGAAAAAUUGGUUGGUCAGUAAACUCAAGAAAGCUUCAGGUGAACAUACAGUGCUUACAGCUAAGAUGCUACAGUCAGGUCUCAGUCGCAACCUGGCACACUUCGAUGCUGAUGUGAAUGUGUUGGAGAAUAACGAAGCUUUUUGGAUGAGAGUGUCAAUUCAAGAAUACAAGUCCUAUAUUCCUACACAUGUCACCUACAUAGCCCACUAUCCUCACACAGACACUGUUAUAUCUUCAACAAUGAGUGCUGCAUAUAAGAGCUAUAUAAGACGGGCUGUACUAAGUACACUUAAGUGUGUAACAUGGGAAGACUUACCUCUAGCAGGUCAUUGUGUGGUGUCUCUGGCACAACUGGCAAACCAUCAGAAAAGUUUAGGAGCAUAUACGAGGUUCCAACAAAACCAGGCAGACUCUCAUCCUUUAACGAGAAAGAGAAAAAGACAAGAUUCAGAGGAAGGAGAAGAACAUGACAGUCGCAUAUUGUUUGAACAUGAGACCAACAACCAAUCGCGUACUGAGUACCUUACAGAAAAGUUUGGACCAAAUAAACAGCCGAAUCUGGAGAAAGUCCUUUAUAAGACCAACCUGAGAUUCAGAGGAUGUGCUGUCAGUCCUAAACUACAAGCCCUCAAGUCAAAACAAAUAUACUGCCAGGUGAAGUUUGAAGGUUCUAGUGUGAUAGAAGGCAUUAAGAACUUAAGUAAAACUGGCAGAGCUAAUGCUAAUCUGCCUAAACACAUGGUGGAGCUGCCAACAAUGGCAAAAAGUGUAAUAACUAUAUUUGAAAAGAACCCAACUCAAAGACAGCAGGGGAAUGCCCCCUCUACACCUGAUAUGGGGAAUAGAUCUAGGACAUUUAGCCCUACACAGGGUGACACUGGCACAUGAGAGUGGGCAGCUUGGAGCAAACAAAUUAUAUGCUUGAAAUUAGUAAUCUCAAUAAAGUCGUCAUUGUUUAUUCUGAUUGUGUAUGAAAAUUUCAAAAAUGCAAAAUGAUAUCUCUCUGGAUAUAUGACUCUAAUUUUGAACAUCAAACAUUGAUUUUCUCUUUUAAGGAUCACUAUUUUGAGUUCACAUUGAUAAAACAAGUAAGUAACUUUUGUCUAUUUCUAACAUGUUAUGUAAUACUAUUCUAGCCCAUCCAAAACCACCGAUGCCAUCUUAUAUAGCGAGUCAUCACCCAUUACCUGAAAAUGUAUCUUCUAGGUUUGAGAUGUACAGAGUGUCCAUAAAGUCUCAUUACACUUUACAAAGACUUUAUAUUUUAAGUGUAAAGAUACGUUAUGGACAUCCUGUAGAUCUUUGUGGUCCUAAUUUUAAUUCCCUGAACUUUUAAUUCAUUAGUUAAUUAAAGUGUCUGAGAUUUUAUUCAAUGAUGGUGA
Owenia fusiformis is the source of this 1702-nucleotide messenger RNA. NCBI's taxonomy places the organism in Eukaryota, Metazoa, Annelida, Polychaeta, Sabellida, Oweniidae. The record is from the annotation of a GenBank genome assembly.